Messenger RNA from Rotaria sordida, 608 nucleotides. The record is from the annotation of a GenBank genome assembly. NCBI's taxonomy places the organism in Eukaryota, Metazoa, Rotifera, Eurotatoria, Philodinida, Philodinidae.
AUGAGGAAGAGUAGGAGAGGCGCAGUUGUUUUAAGCGCAUGUCAGAUUCAAGCAACACGUCUUAAUAAACUUGAAUAUCGUCGUUUACAACGUAAUGUUACUUUAUUACAUGAUGAUUUCGAAUCACAUAUUGCUCGAAUACAUCGACAAGAACAAGGUUUAAGAUAUCAUUUUACAAAUGUUGUUCGAGUUAUUAAACCAAAUCGAGCAUAUCAAGCAUGGAAACAAGCACAUGCACAUGAAAUAGCACAAGAUGAAGCAAAAGAAUUAAUAGAAUCAAUUAAACUUAGACGAAAAAAAAUAAAACCUAUACUUCGUAAACAAACAACAUCAUCAUCAUCAUUAUCAAAUGAAAUUUCAUCUAAACCACUUCGUCCAUUACUUUUAUUACUAGAAAAUGGACGUGAAAAACCUUCUGAUCCUGUUAUUAAUCUUAAUGAAAAUUUAUUUCGUCCAAAAACAUCACCAAUUAACAAACAAUUAACUAGUUCACAUCGAAUUAAUCCAUUAUUAAAUAUGCUUGAUGGACGUCCAACUAGUUCAAAUAAUAUGAUACGACAACAAAUACAACAACAAUCAUUUGAUACAUCUUCAUUUUAUUCAUUUUC